Danaus plexippus (monarch butterfly) is the source of this 1127-nucleotide messenger RNA. RefSeq lists its product as uncharacterized. The coding region runs from base 113 to 976 and encodes 287 amino acids. Gene Ontology annotation, cellular component: myosin II complex. The record is from RefSeq and is a predicted model, not a curated record. NCBI's taxonomy places the organism in Eukaryota, Metazoa, Arthropoda, Insecta, Lepidoptera, Nymphalidae. The transcript has 2 exons.
AGCUUUUCUUUGUGUGGCUAUAUUUUAAAUACAUAAUGUACUGAAACAACGCUUCUUAUUUACAAUUAGAGAAUCACGAACAAAAAACCUAUUUCUUUUAUAAAAAAUAAUAAUGUCAAUUACUGUCAAAUUUGACAUUAUACCUACAUAUAUUAUCAUUUACAUUUUUUUUUUACCUCAACACUAUGUGAGUCGUAUAAGUAGCUACAGAAAUAAUAACACAAUGCCGCCCAAAAAAGGAAAAGGUAAAGAUACUACACAAGCGGCCAAAGCUAUGGCGAUGGGGCCUCCACCGAAACCAAAGAAGAUCCCACCACCACCAGCCUGCUUCGGUCCAGACGACUUAGCGAAAUUCAAAGAAAUGUUUAAAGCUCACGAUGAAGAAGGUAUUGACAAGGUGAAAUUAGAGGCUAUACCAUUAAUGUUGAGAAAACUUGGGUUCAACCCAAAAACAGCAGAAAUAAAGGAACUAUUCAGACUUUUUUUGGAAGAUGAUUUAGUUGACACUGUGGAGUAUCACGAAUGGUUGUUUAUGAUAGAAGCUAAAAUGAACUGGGGUGAUGACUUUGAAGUUGAGGUGACGAAAGCUUUUGCGGCGUUAGCCCAUGACGAUGAAGACACUGGUAUAGCGGAUUUAGAGCUUUUACGAGAAGAACUAAUGACAUGGGGAGAGCCAUUGACCGAGAUCGAAUUUGUUGAUUGGCUGAAAUUAGCUAUUAAAGACAAAACUUACAAUCCAGAGGACGGCAGCUUUGCAUAUGUAAAGUUUAUUGAAAACAUGAAUGCUAAGGAUGAAAGAUACAUCAAAGAGCCGAUCAACUUCUUCAAAUUAGAUCAAAAGACGUUAGCUGCAAUGGCCAUGCAGAAGGCACAAGAGGAAAAAGAAGAACAGGAGAGAAAGGAAGCUGAAAGACGAGCUAAAGAAGAAGCUAGACGGCAAAGGAUGAUAGCUGAUGGCUUAAUACCCCCCGACUAAUGAUAAUCCAUAUAUGAAGUGGGCUGUUAUCGUUGGAAAAUAAUUAAUACUGUGACUCUAAAACAAGAUAUUGGAAGUCCUUUCACCAUUUUGGUGUAGGUAUUCUCACAAAUUUAUAAACCUAAGCGAUUUAUUACAAAAGUUUAUACAA